Bactrocera oleae (olive fruit fly) is the source of this 843-nucleotide messenger RNA. Lineage: Eukaryota; Metazoa; Arthropoda; Insecta; Diptera; Tephritidae. The record is from RefSeq and is a predicted model, not a curated record.
CGCUAUACCGAAGCUACCUACGGCUGUAAGUCACUCAAGUGUUGACAGUCGAAAUUAGACAUACCAAGUGUGUAGACGUAAAGCAGUCAAAAUAUUUACCUAAAUAAAUUGUGCUAUACUGUAGUAGUUUGAAAACUUAAAACCUAAAGAAAUGCUUUACUAUAGUUUACUCCUAAUAUUUUCAUUAUCAUUAUGGUCCUGCGCGAGUGCUUACGUUAUACCAACCGAUUUACCCGAGCGCGUGGGAGAUAAGUUCAUCUACUUCGGUUAUGGUAGUAAUAUGUUGACUAAACGCAUACAUAUACAAAAUCCGACCGCGGUGAAAAUCGGUAUGGGCAUAUUGAAGGAUUACCGGUUGGAUUUUAAUACCUACACGGAACGUUGGGGUGGUGCACCAGCGACUAUUGUGCCUACCCCUGGCGCUUACGUUUAUGGCACAUUGUGGGAGAUAUCACUAAGCAAUUUGGAUGAUAUUGAUGACCAGGAAGGCGUUCACGAGGGUAUUUACUAUGCCGCCAGCUUGCCCGUAAUGCUGUCGAAUAAUACGGUAGCCAUUGCACGUGCUUAUCUACUGGCCGAUCAACCGAAAAUACCGUUGAACGAUUUCUCCAGCACCGAUAAGCUGCCACUUAGCCGCCAACCUUCGAAAACUUAUUUGCAAUGCUUGGUGAAGGGUGCAGCAGAGACUGGCAUUGUACCGGGGUAUGUUGAGUGGUUAAAAUCUGUGAAGCAUAAUGGCCAUGUAGCGCCGGAUUUGGAGCAAAUUUUGGACUUGAAAGAUGUGCAAUUGAAUUCUUAAAGAAAGCCCACCAUUAGUGUUGUUAAUGACUGUGAUAAAUGUUU